Messenger RNA from Paramacrobiotus metropolitanus, 10199 nucleotides. RefSeq names its product dystonin-like. Gene Ontology annotation, cellular component: membrane; intermediate filament; cytoplasm. The record is from RefSeq and is a predicted model, not a curated record. Gene Ontology annotation, molecular function: calcium ion binding; structural molecule activity; microtubule binding. Lineage: Eukaryota; Metazoa; Tardigrada; Eutardigrada; Parachela; Macrobiotidae. Gene Ontology annotation, biological process: wound healing; intermediate filament cytoskeleton organization.
UGAUAAAGACGAACUCACGCAGACGUUUGAACAGCGAGCGAUUUGUGUUUGAUCAUCGUUUCAUGAUUGUAAAACAGCUGUUUUCCAGCUUGGCCAGGAGUUAUUAAUUUUGAGGAGAUUAUUGAAUUGCGUACAACGCGACGGGGUAUGAGAGAACAGAAUCUGAGGCUCGCGUUUUUGGGAGAUCCGGACGCAGAAUGCAACAUCUGUCGGACGAGCACGUCCAGCUGCUGGAGUGGUCCAAGGAGCAGCCGCUCUCUGUCUACCAACUGGAUCCGGCGGAUCGCGUGGUCCUCAAAAUAGCAGAUGAGCGCGAUGCCAUUCAGAAGAAGACGUUUACGAAAUGGGUGAACAAGCACUUGAAAAAGGCCGGAAAGACGGUGAACGACUUGUUCGAAGAUCUGCAAGAUGGGCACAAUCUGUUGUCGCUGCUGGAAGUCUUGUCAGGUGAACUGCUGGCGCGCGAGCGUGGCCGGAUGCGCUUCCACAAAGUGCAGAACUGCAAUGCGGGACUCCAGUUCCUCAAGUAUCGAAAGAUUAAAGUUGUUAACAUUCGGCCGGAGGAUAUUGUCGAUGGGAAUCCCAAGCUGACGCUGGGCCUCAUAUGGACCAUCAUCCUGCACUUUCAGAUCUCAGUGAAUUUGGCGCAGAGCCACAAUCAGGGCCAGGCGGAGGCCAGUCAGCAGCACGAGGAGUUGAACGCGCGGGAAGCCCGCAACGCGCUGCUGGUGUGGGUGCGGGAUAUUGUCAAGGGCUAUCCGGGUGUCAGCUGCAAGGAUUUCUCCCGUAGUUGGCGCGACGGGCUGGCCUUUAGCGCGCUCUUCCACCGCUACCGGCCGCAGUUGAUUGAUUUCCGUGCCGCUCGACAGCGCACCAACCGUGAGAAUCUUGAGAUCGCCUUCAGUAUUGCCGAGAAGGAAUUCAACGUCACGCGCCUUUUGGAUCCGGAAGAUGUGGACACUCCGGAACCGGAUGACAAGUCGGUUAUUACCUACGUGUCAUCGCUCUACGAUGUCCUCAGCAACACCGCGCCGCAGCUGGAACCGCUGCGUGAAUCGCGUACGAAUUUGUACGUGGACCAAGCGGCUGCGCUGAGCAGCUGGAUGACGCGGAUCAUCAGUCAGAUGCAUAAAAAAUACGAAACCUCCAGUGAUCGCGAAACACGGAGUUUGAUCAAAGAAUGUGCCUCUUUGCGGUCGGAUGAUCUUCCAAAGAAGCUGGCUGUCAAGAAUCAGCUCAGCGAGUUGUACUAUGAAUUAGAGAAUUUAUAUAUCAAUGCCGCCUCAGUGCCUGUGAAGGAGGAAAUCCAGCCGGCCACCCUGGACAAGGUGUGGCGACUGAUGCUGCAAGCCAUCGACAAUCGAGAGCACGCUCUCCAUGACGAUCUGCGCCGCUGUGAGCGUCUCCAUCCCAAAGCGGAAUCCGUACGCACCUCCGUCCUCAUCAUCGUCGACCGACUGAAUCAGCUGCGGGAUCAGAUGAAGCAGGAUGAACUGCGUAUUCGGUCGGUGAAGAAUCCGUACGAGGCCAAAAGUAUUUGUGAUAAUUAUGAUACGCAACUGCGUGAUAUGGAUGUGACAAUCCGCACCACGAUGACCGAUGCACGGACACUGCGGGAUGCGCGCUAUUACGAUGCGGAGACUAUUUAUUGCACUGUGCUGGAAGUACAGGAGAAGUUUAUUACCAUAAAGCGCUUCUACCAGGAAGGAAUCAUUGCUCAGAUCGCGGGGAAGACGUUCACCGCCGAAGAACGCCAGGUGGCGCGCCGUGUGGAGAAGAUCUCGUCGACCCGCCUGGUGGAGCAACGGGAACAGAGCGACGACAGUCAGAGUGACGACACGCGUUCGUUCGGCUCCGAUGGCUCUUACGCCAGCACCAGCGGUCUGGGACUGCGCAGCGAUGCCAACGGCAUGUCGCCUGUGGUGCACAUUCAGUCGUAUAACGAGCGCGGCGUGGCCAACGCUGGGCUGUGGAUUAACGGCAAGGAGGUUGCCAGCGGUGCUGGGCCAGGUGAACCGGUGAACGGCACGCACGGCAGUCAUCUCGUGCAUGGUCGCUCUCCUUACGAUAACCUGGGUGCCCCGCAAGCGAACGGCGAUCGACGCCGCUCCAGUAGUACGCUGGAGCCGGUUCUCCAUUCGGCCGAACCCCAUCAACGCACCGAACCCAAGUCGGACGGAGCCAGUCCUAAGAAUAAGCAGUCCAUGGGGCUGUACUACUUUGGAGCCCCCAACGGCAACGGCAGUCGCCGCGGCUCCACGGAUUCAGGUGCCUCGUCCGCGGUGGACUCGGCUGGUCGACGGGGCUCUUCCUCGGACCACCGGCUCGUGGGUACGCAGACCAACGGGCAGAAAACCGUCGAUGCCGAGGUGCAGUACCAUCCACCGAUCGACCCGGUGGCAUUGCAGCGCAAAGCCCGCGCGGAUUCUCUUAAAGAGAAAGCAAACCAAGUUCUUGUCCAAUUGGAAGCCUUCAGCCAGACCCUGGCCGGCCUAGACGAGCAGUGCUCGGAUCUGUCGACUUGGGUGUCGCAAUGUCGCGCCAGCCUGUCCGUCGUCAAACCCAUCAAUUUCUCCAGCGUCACUUCUAUCCAGGACGCCCUGGUGGACAUUGCCAAAGUGCAGAAGCAGGUGACCUCCCGCGGCGCCGAUCUCAGUGCCCUGCGCACCCAGGUGGAGUCGGCGCGCGGCCAGUCUAAAGGCCUGACGGCGCUCCUCAACGAGCACCGCGCCCACAUGUCCGGCACUCCGCCGGCCAUCUACGCCCAAUCCAACGAGCUGCAGACGGCGCUGGCUAAUACCACGGCGCAGUUGGACCAGCUGACGGCGGAAGUGAGCAAUAAACAGCAGAAUCUGCAGUGCUUGGUUGAGCUGCUCGUAGCCUACAACGCCCAUCACGACGAGGCCACGGGAUGGAUGAGCGUCCACGAGCGACACAUCAACGAAGCCGAGGGAAUGGCCAAUGAUAAGCACAGCCUGGAAAUGGCGAAAUUACGGUUCGAAGAAUUAGAACGGCAGAUGGGUGAAUUCCAGAACCAGAUGGACCGCCUCGUGGGCAUCAAUGGCGAUAUUCAGCUGCGUACGGAUAAUCAAGCCGAGGAAAUGCGCGGCAAACAGGACAAACUGCUGGACCGGUGGGAGGAGCUAAAGCGCGCCGGCAGCGAUCGAAUGCGUGCGCUGGACAGUGUGUCCUUCUUCCUGCACGAAUGCGAGCUGCUACAUGGCUGGCUGCUGCAGAAGCAGAAGAUGCUGUCCGUUCUAGGACCGGUGUCGUACGAUCUGACGCUGCUGGAGCACCAGAAACAACAGGUGGAUCUCUUGCUGGAGGAACUGGGCGGUCAGCGCACGCUUAUCGACAAACUGCACGAGGAGUCGGAGCAGGUCCUGAAGCGUACCAAGGAGUCCGAGCGGCAGAGUUUGCUCGGGAAGCUGCAGGCGGUGGAUGAGUUGUGGGCGGAUCUGGGCAAUCAGUUGGAGAACCGACGCCGGCAGAUUGAGAACGCUGGCUUUGCCAGCCAGGUGUUUACCGAAAGCUGCCAGACUCUGAACGAAUGGCUGGAUGAAAUGAAGAGGGUCUACGAGAACUUUGUGCACGGCGAUAGCGCAUCCAGUGCACAAAACCAGCUGCAGGAACUCGACCGGAUCGAGGCGGAAAUCAGUGGUAAAGCCUACCUGAUCAAGAAUACGGAAAACGCGGCGGCUACGCUGUGUGAAGUGCUGAACAACGAAGUGAUCUCCAGCGAAAUCAACUCCAAAUUGGACGCCGCUAAACGGCAGUACGCUGAUCUGCAGAAGCGCGGUGAGAGUCUACGAAGCGGGUUAGAAAGAAAUGUCAAACAAGGGCAGGAAUUCGAGCUGGCCUUCGAAGAACUGUCCAAAUGGCUGCGCCUGAUGGACGACCGUGUCCGACCCGAUGUUAAGAUCUCUGCGCUGCUGGACGUUGUCAGCCAUCAAUUGGAGGCCUUUGACGAUGUGCGGAGCGAAGUGGCGCGCCGCGAAUACGAUGUGCACGCCCUUUUAAAACAAGGACGGGAGUUGGGCAGCCGCUUACCCGCGGCCACCGCCACUCGCUUGGACGCCAUGCAGGCGCAGUGGACGGGUCUCGACCGACAACUGUCGGACCGGCACAAGCAGCUCAGUAAUGGAGUGGAUCUGGCCAAACGCUACAAGGUGUCCGUGGAUGUUCUGGAACCAUGGUUGGCUAAGGCGGAGCACAUUGCUGCCGAAUUCAAACCACCGAAAUUCAAACAAGAAGAAUUGGAUGAUCAAGUGCGGGAGGUGCAGGAUCUGCGUACCGAUAUUUCUGGGCACAGCGGCGAUCUAGACGCCGUGCAGCAGCACGGCAGUUCCUUGCUGACGGCCUGUGAAGCCGAUCUGGAAGGGGUGCGCGACGCCGUGGACACGCUGCAGACGCGCUGGGACACGAUCAACGAGAAGACCAUGGUGCGGGCCCGCUCACUGGAGGAUAUUGCCCACCGUCUAGGCGACUACGAGGAAGCCAUGGCCACGCUACAGGGCGCGCUGGCCCACGCGGAGGAGAAGCUGGUGCAGGCGGAAGACAGCCAGCUUGAUCAGAAGUCCAUGGACCGCGUGAUGGCGCUGAAGGACGACGUGGACAGCAUGAAGCGCCAGAUGGAUCUGGUGGAGGAUCUGGGGCAUGGGCUGCUGGCCGAUGGGCAGGCGUUAGACGGGGACGUCAGUCAUAUUGAAGAGGCGCUGCUGGCCAGCCGCACGCGUUACCAUUCCCUGGAUAAUUCCAUCGCCGAUACCAUGGAGUUUCUGGAGAAGGCCACGGCAGCGGUGGGCCGGUUUGUGGACGAACUGAAACAGACAGAACAGUGUGUCAACGAGCUGGAGGACGAGUUGGACAAUAUGGGCCCGCAAGGGAAGGAUCUGGAGACGCUGACGGAUCAGCUGGUGCAGAUGGACCAGUUUGUCGGAAGUAUUGACGACACGGCUAAAGAGGUUCAUGAUGUUGAGGAAGCCCUGGAAGAUCUGGUAGAAAACAGCUACGUCAGUAAUCCCGAGCCGUGGCGCGAGCAGAUCGACGGUAUGAAGGACCAGUUAGCCAAUCUGGCUUUGCGUGCCAAUAACCGCGAGACGGAGCUGAAAUUAGCCAGCGAAAAGAUGGAGGAAUUCCACAACACCCUUAACUCCGUAAUGCAGUCCCUGUCGACUGGCGAGGACGGCGAGCAUCUCCCCAUCUCAGCGGAUGCCAACGGCACACAGCAACUACACCAGCAGUUUUUCCGCAAAUUGGACGGUGUCCUGGCAGCCUUGAACAGCACCGCCGAUAAACUAGCCAACUGCGAGCCCAUCUCGGCGCUGCCGGGGAAACUGCAGAAACAGAUGGAGGACAACAAUAAACUGAUUACGGAUCUGGCGAAACGGUCACAAGCGUAUGAAUCAGCGAAGCGGGCCGCUGGGGAACUAGCCAAGAUCGCCGGGCGGACCCCCGAUGACGGGGAGGCCGUGGACGCCAUCCAGGAUAAACUGGCCAACCUCGACGAUAUGUGGGACACCAUCCUCAAGGAGACGGAACGCCGGGGACGCUCGCUGGAAGAUACCUACAAGAUCUCGGUGAAAUUUUGGAAGGAACUGGCGGACGUCCAAGCGCUGAUCAAAGAGUUCGAAGCGGUCCUCCAGGGUCAGGAGCCGCCGGCGGUGGAAGUCAACACCAUCCGCAAACAGCAGGAUGCACUGCAGGAAUUAAAAGAGGAGUUCAAUCAGACGACGCAGCCGGAUUAUGAGCAGUGCGUCAGCACCGGACAGGAGCUGAUGGUCAAGUGCGGGGAGCCGGAUAAACCGGAAGUGAAGAAGAACAUGGAGGAUCUGGAUCACGCCUGGGGCAAUAUUACGCAGUUGUUCAUGCAGCGCGACACGGACCUGGUGGAGGCCAUGGAGAAGUCCAUGACCUUUCACGGACUGCUGCAGUCCCUGCUGGUGUUCUUGGAGGAAGCCGAGGACCAGCUGGCCGGGAUGGGGAGCAUCGGGGCGGAUAUUGAGGCGGUGAAGCGGCAGAUGGAGCAGCUGAAGGCCUUCCGGGCGCACAUGGAGCCCCACACCGUCGAAGUGGAGUCCCUAAUUGCCCAGGCUGAUGAGUUGAUUAUGAAGACGUCGGAGGAACAGGCGCUGGUGGUGCAGGGCCCGGUGGAGGAGAUCCGCGAGCGUUGGGACUCUCUCAACGACCAGGUCAACGAGCGCAAGAAGGAGCUGGAGGAAGCGCUGGUGCAUCUCGGACAGUUCCGGCACGCCCUGGACGAGCUGGUGGCCUGGAUUGUGGAGAAGGAGCAGGGCCUGGAUGAGUACACCAUCCCCUCGGGCGAUCCUAAGAUCAUCGAACUAGAGCUGGCCAAACACAAGGUGUUGCUGAACGAUCUGAUCGCCAACGAACGGACAUUGGACAUCUUGAACGAAGCCGGCAGUCAGAUCAUCGAGGAGAGCGAAGGCGGGGAGGACGCCGCGUCUACGUCGGCGCUGCUGGACGACAUGAAUCUCAAGUGGCAGCAGCUGCUGCAGAAGGCCGACAUUAAGCAAACCUUCCUGGAAGAACAUCUCAAAGAGGCGGAGUCGUUUCAAGACGAAAUACAGGAUCUGCUGAACUGGCUGGCCGACAAGGAUCAGCAUCUGAUUGCAUCGCGCCCGGUGGGCGGACUGCCGCAGACGGCCAAAGACCAGCUGGCAAACUUCAUGGAGCUGUACAACGAUCUGGAGGCUAACAAGGCCGUGGUGGAGCAGAUCCUCCGCCGCGGUGCAGAGUAUUUGACCAUGGCGCCCGACGCCAACUCCGUCAGUCUGGAUCACAAUCUCAAAACCCUUAAACACCGCUGGGAAGCCGCCCAGACAAAGGCCAAUGACCGCAAAAUUAAGCUGGAGAUCGCCGUGCGGGACGCCGUGGAAUUCUACGAAUCGCUGCAGGGUUUCACACUGUGGCUGACCAACGCCGAGAAAGGCCUUUCCGCUGCCAAACCACCCUCCCGCGUCCUGGAUGUAAUUGUCCAGCAGAUCGAGGAGCACAAGACCUUCCAGGAAGAUCUGUCGCAGCAUCUACCGCUUCAAGGCGCGCUCGACAAGAAAGGCACCACCCUCAAGUACUUCUCGCAGAAGCAGGACGUUGUGCAGAUUAAGAACCUGCUGGCCAGCGUGCAGCAGCGCUGGGACAAGCUGGUCUCGGCCUCCGCCGACCGCCAACGGGCGCUGAACACCGCCUACACCGAGGGCCGGGAGUUCAGCAAGCAUCACGCCGAGAUGCUGGAGUGGAUCGACGCCGCUGAACAACAGCUGGACGGCGUCACCGGCGUGCCGAAUGACCCGGAGAAGAUUAGAGCGCAGUUGGCCAAACACAAGGAGUUCGUCAAGGCUAUGGCCAGUAAGCAGGCGGCGCUGAGCGGCAUCACGAAGAUGGGCCGGAUCCUGAAGGAGAGCGCCGCCAAGGGCGAGCAGACGGCCAUCCAGAAUAUGCUGGUGGAGCUGCAGAAGCGCUGGAAGACGCUGGGGAGUAAAUCUGCCGAACGGCAACGGAAGUUGGAGGAGGCGCUGCUCUUCUCCGGGCAGCUGAAGGACGCCCUGACCUCCAUGCUGGACUGGCUGACCAAGCUGGAGCCGCUGCUGGCUGAGUCGCUGAAAGUGCACGGCGAUCUGGACACGGUGAAGGCGUUGGACGAGCAGUUCAAGGCGGUGGAAAACGAUCUGAGCAGUCGGGCGCCGAAUAUUGCCAGUGUGAAGAAAGCGGCUAAGGAACUGUUGGCCGGCACCCCGGAGCCGGAUGCCGUGAUGGCCCGGCAACUGGAAGAGCUGGAGGGGAAGUGGGACACCGUGAGGCAGCUGGCCGGGAAGCGGCGCGAACGGCUGAACGACGCCAUGCGCUGCGCCGUAGAAUUCCACCAGGUGCUGUACUCGCUCAUUGAGUGGCUCGGCGCCACCGAGAUGAAGAUCAGGGUCUUCCGGGCGCUUCCGGACGACGUCAAGGAGGUCCAGAUGGCCAUCUUCGAAAUCCACGAACAGCAAAGUGAAAUGCAGGCCAGACAAGUGAACUACGACACCGCGAUGGAAUUAGGCGCGGAAAUCCAGGCACAACCGCACCCCGACGCGGCGGCGACGGUGCGGCAUUGGCUGAAAGUGUUAGGUACGCGCUGGCAGGAACUGGAGCUGCUGAUGAAGCAGCGCGAGCAACGCCUGAAAGAGCACAUGACCACGCUGGAAAAGUCAGCGGAGGAACUGGAGCAGCUGCUGGUGUGGUUCUUCUCCGCCGAGGCCAACCUUGUGGCCUCCCACAGCGAGAUCCUCCCGGAGGAACUCGACUCCGUUAAACGCUUGAUCCAGGAGCAUCAGGAGUUCGAGACAGAGCUGUACGCCAAGCAGGCCACGGUGGAGCGGCAGACGCGGCAAACUGAUGGUGGAGAAGGAGGAGCCGAACGGCGGACGCCGGGGGCAAGGAGGAAGGAGAAGGCCGUGAUGGGGAAUAACGCGGCCAGGGAUUUAUUCACCCGCAAUAGGAACGUUCUGCAGCUGGCUGCUGAACGGCGAGAACGACUGGCCGAGCAGUUGGCGCACGUGUUGGAACUGGAGAAACUGCAGAAUUUCCAGUUUGAUGACUGGCGUCGACGGUUUGUGCGAUUUAUGAACGUGAAGAAGCUGCGCGUGAUGGACUUUUUCCGGCGACUGGAUCGUGAUGCCGACGGCAAACUGACACGUGACGAAUUUAUCGACUGUAUUCUGAAGAGCAAUUUCCAAACAACGCCGCUGGAGAUGGAAAUUGUGGCGGAUAUUUUCGAUCAGAACAAGGACGGCUUCGUUGAUUAUCCCGAGUUUGUGCACGCACUAAAGCCGGACUGGCGCAGCACACAGAACCUGACGGAUGCCGACAAGAUUGAGGACGAGGUGACGUUCCAAGUGCAGAAUUGCACCUGCAAGCACCACUACAAAGUCCAGCAUGUCGGCGAGGGACGCUAUAUCUUUGGUGAGUCGCAGAAGCUGCGGCUGGUGCGCAUUCUGCGCAGCACGGUGAUGGUGCGGGUCGGAGGCGGAUGGGUGGCGCUGGACGAGUUCCUCGUCAAGAACGACCCCUGUCGAGCCAAAGGUCGCACAAACAUAGAACUGCGCGAACAGUUCAUCCUGCCGGAAGGCGCCUCGCAGUCGAUGACGCCGUUCAAGGCCAAAUCGCACUCGCUGGCCACCACGCCCCUCUCGCAGCCCACCAUGGGCCCCAUCACUAAGAUCCGUGAGAAGUCGGUGCAUGGCGCCCCGUGGCGGCAGGAGAACGGGAAGGCCCGUCGCGGCAGUCUGGAGACCAGCAGCGAGCCGAGCGGGGCCCGCCACACCCGCCUCGUGGGGGGCGGCAUGGGACACUCGCACACCGACUCCCACCUGACGGUCAGCAACGGCCGCAAGGGCCCUUCGCAGCCCUCCUCUCGCUCUGUCAGUCAGCGCAACAGCCGCGCCCACUCCCCGGAACGGCCCAGCCACAGCGCCAGCAGCCACAACACCAACAGCAACCACUCGCGCUCCUCCAGCGUCUCCAACGUGUCUAAUCCGGGUCUGGCCCCGCCCAGCACCGCCUCCAAGAUCCCCUCGCGGCCCACCAGCGACGCCGGCGGCAAGACGCAACACAAACUCAACGGGCAUCCCCGCAAACGCUGAUGGUUGUUCCAAAAUGGAUGGCUGACGAAAAAAUGAUAUUUGUUGCAUUGCUGAUCAGUUAUAACCGGAAAUCAACGAACUGGACGCCCGGAGUCCAGUUGUACGAUGACUGCAUUCCUUCCUGAGGAAACGGGAAAGUGCCGUGUUUCUUUUUGAUUGUUGAUCUUAGAUUUUGAGUGGACCAGUUGUUUUUGCGUAUCUCAGUUUUGUGCUCGGUUCUUCUUUUUUUGUACGUAAUUCAGCCCAGUAAUUGCUGUUAUUUGACGACGGUUGUGCUUCUCCAAAGCUUUGAUAAUUUAAUUGAUUGUACUAUACUGUAGACACUGCAUCGGUGGAUCUUCUAUUGUACGUUGUAUAUGUAAUUAGAGAGACGGGUGAUAUAUGUUCUUCACUGCGUUUUUAUCUUUUUUAUAUUGGUCGGUGGUGUUUUUUUACUGUCGCUAUGAGUCGUGGUUUGGUGUCUAUUUUGUUAUCCGUGACAUUUGCCACGGGACUGUUCUUCCGUUUGCGUGUAUAUAAUUAAACAGGGGAAAAUUGUUUUAAUAAAAUAUAUGUAAUGCA